Molecule: messenger RNA, 660 nt
Organism: Colletotrichum godetiae
Lineage: Eukaryota; Fungi; Ascomycota; Sordariomycetes; Glomerellales; Glomerellaceae
Exons: 4
Coding region: 1-660 (219 amino acids)
Source: RefSeq, a predicted model, not a curated record
AUGGUUUACUACUUCACCUCCAAGGCGGUAGACCCGGCCGCCUUCAUCUACGUCGGCAAGGACAAGUUUGAGAAUGAGGAGUUGAUCAAGUACGGCUGGGAGGAAGAUUUCCACGUAGACAAACUCUCCUCAGCCCACAUCUACCUCCGACUCCCGGACCCAAAGGACCCCAGCACAACAACCCCAAUGACAUGGGACGCUAUCCCCGAACCCCUCCUCACCGACCUCGCCCAGCUCACAAAAGCAAACUCCAUCGAGGGCAACAAAAAGGACAACAUCACCAUCAUCUACACACCCUGGUCCAACCUUAAAAAAGACGGCAGCAUGGCCGUCGGCCAAGUCUCCUUCAAGGACCAGCGCAAAGUGAAGAAAGUGCUCGUCGCGCAGCGCGAGAAUCCGAUUGUGAAUAGGCUGAAUAAAACAAAGGUUGAGAAGAAGCCUGAUUUGCAGCAGGAGAGGGAUGAUCGGUUGAAAGAGUUGAGGAAGAGGGAUCAGGCUUCUAGUCUUGAGAGGAAACGGGAAGAGGCUCGCGUGAUGGCGGAGCGCAAGGAGAAGAAGUGGCAAAAGGACCAUGCUUAUGAUGACAUCUUUACCGAGGAGAAUAUGGAGGCCUCGAACAACCAGAACCGCGACGAGAACUGGGAGGACGACUUCAUGUAG